This is a messenger RNA of Corylus avellana, 2517 nucleotides long. The record is from RefSeq and is a predicted model, not a curated record. NCBI's taxonomy places the organism in Eukaryota, Viridiplantae, Streptophyta, Magnoliopsida, Fagales, Betulaceae.
AUGGUCACCAUAAACGACUGCACUGAGUUACCGGGGCCGAUCCAUUCAAAUGGCCUGUGGAACACCAUUCAGGCUGGGGCAAUGCCGUACGCGUUGCCAUUGCUUGAGCUGCAGAUGGUUUUCAUUUUCGCCAUCGUCCAAGCCGCCCAUCACCUUCUUAAGCGUUUUGGAAUCCCCAGGUUCACCACACAACUUCUUGUUGGCUUGGUGCUGGGUCCCUCUCUUCUAGGACGCUUUGGAAUAUUCAAAAAUGUUCUGUUUUCCAUCAAAAGUCAAGAAACACUUGGUUUGCUAUCUGUCUGGAGUUACAUACUGUUUAUGUUUCUGAGUGGGGUGAAAAUGGAUUUAGGGAUGAUAAAUAGAACCGGAAGAAAAGCCUUGUAUACCGGUGUUGCAUGCAUAUUGUUGCCUUUAGUAGUUGGCUUGUCAACCCAACUAAGACUUAGUAGAUAUUAUAAGCUAGAUGAAGAUGAAGCAACUAUACUUCCGUAUGUAACAGCAAUACAUUGUCUAACUCCAUUUCCGGUCCUUGUUUGGCUUCUUGAGGACCUCCAAAUCCUGAAUUCUGAGCUGGGUCGAUUAAGCCUAUCUACGGCAUUGGUAAGCGAUACCUUAAGCGUGUUCCUUCUCUUGGUUUCUGGCUUGACUGGUAUUGAAAGGAAAAAAGGUAGGGUGGUCGCCGCGAUAGAUUCAGUAUCAAUCAUUAUCCAUGUUAUUGUCAUUGUAUUUGCAAUUCGACCAACAAUGUUUUGGGUGAUCAGGCAGACACCGGAAGGCAGACCUAUCAAAGACACAUACAUUCAUGCCAUCAUCCUAGUGGUCCUUGGCUCCGCAUAUCUUUCGCAUUUAUAUGGUCAAACUUUAGUUGUUGGACCUUUCUUUUUAGGUUUGGCAAUACCAGAUGGACCGCCUUUAGGAUCAGCCAUUGUCAACAAGUUCAACUCCUUUGUUCGGGAUGUGUUUCUGCCAAUCUUAGUGACUACUUGUGGGAUGAGGAUAGAUCUGAGUUUAAUCAAAUUCGAUUAUAGUUACACCAGAGUCAAUGGAAUCCUCAUUGUUUUGACUUUUGUGGUCAAAAUUGUGGCUUCUUUGGUUCCUCCCUUGCUCUCCAAAAUGCCCUUCAAUGAUGCUCUGACACUGGCUCUAUUAUUGAGUUGCAAAGGCGUAGUCCAAAUCUUUUUCUAUGCAUUUCUCAAAGAUAACGAGACUAUGGCAAACCAGACUUAUGCUUUGGCAUGUGUUAGCGUCCUUUUGACUGCAAUUUUCGUGCCACUCCUAGUGAAGUACCUGUACCAUCCUUCAAGAAAAUAUGCAGGUUACCAGAAAAGGGAUAUUAUGCAUUGCAAACGCAAUGCAGAGCUUAGAAUCCUAGCGUGCAUUCACAGGCAAGAUGAGAUUAUUGCUAUAACGAAACUAUUGGAAGUCUCAUGCCCAUCUAGUGAAAGGCCCCUUGCAAUUUAUGUGCUUCACCUUAUCGAGUUAAUUGGCCGAGCUUCUCCUAUUUUUAUUUCCCACCAAAUGCAGAAAAAGACUAUGUCCAAUAGUAGUUCCUAUUCGGAGAAUAUCAUUCUCGCCUUGAAUCAAUUUAAACAAGGCAAUGAUAAAGGUGUGGUAUCAGUAAACGUCUUCACAGCAAUCUCUCCGCCCAAGUUCAUGCAUGAAGACAUAUGCAUCCUUGGAUUGGACAAACUCACAUCUCUCAUAAUACUCCCAUUCCACCGAAAAUGGUCUAUUGGCGGUUCUAUUGAAUCGGAGGACAAUACCAUAAGGACCUUAAAUUGCAGUGUGCUUGAACUAGCCCCCUGCUCUGUUGGGAUCCUCAUUGACCGUGGUCAUUUAGGCCGCUCAAUUGUUUCAUCAGAAUCAUCGUAUUCUAUUGCUAUGAUCUUUUUAGGAGGUAACGAUGAUCGAGAGGCAUUGACUUUUGCCAAACGCAUGGCCAAUGACUCGAAUAUCACCCUAACUGUGGUUCAAUUUGUUGCCGUUGAUGGUGACGUUGAUUCCCGCUGGGACAAAUUGCUUGACAAUGAGAUACUAAAGGAUGUUAAACUUAACAAUGUGGGUGAUGAAUAUGUGAUAUUCCUAGAGGAGAUGGUGAAAGAUGGGCCUCAGACAGCAUUGAUAGUUCGGUCUAUGGUGGACGAGUAUGACCUUAUUAUUGUUGGUAGACGGCAUAACCUAGAGUCUUCACAGACAUCCGGGCUUGCAGAAUGGAGUGAAUUUUCAGAGCUAGGGAUUAUUGGAGACUUGCUCGCCUCAUCAGAUCUUGACAGCAGCAGCAUGGCUGGAAACAAUGGUAAUACAAGCCGUGGCGUGAUCACCAUAAAAGAAUGUAUUGAGUUGCCCGCCACCGUCCAUUCACAAGGCCUGUGGAACUACAUCUAUAGUGGGCCUAUGCCGUCUACGCCACUGAUUGAGCUGGUGAUGAUUGUUAUUUUCACCAUCACCCAAGCCUCCCAUUUCCUUCUUAAGCGUUUUGGAGUCCCCAAGUUUACCACACAACUUCUUUCAAUUUGA